ACUUUAGUCCCUUCCGGUAAUUGACACGACAGGGCGCCCUGAAGGGGGAGGGGAGAGCUCCCUCCAUAAAUGGUCCCACCCCUGGGCAAGGUGGCUCACUCAGGCAGGUAGCAACGGGGGAGUGAGCACCUGCCGCCGGGCGAGCUCGGCCAGACUGCGAGACGAGGCGGAGCGAACUGAGGGAGUGAGUCAACCAUGGACAAGUUGAAGUGCCCGAGCUUCUUCAAGUGCAGAGGGAAGGAGAAAGUGACAGCUUCAUCUGAGAAUUUCCAUGUUGGUGAAAAUGAUGAGAAUCAGGACCGUGGUAACUGGUCCAAAAAAUCGGAUUAUCUUCUAUCUAUGGUUGGAUAUGCAGUGGGAUUGGGGAAUGUGUGGAGAUUCCCCUAUUUGACCUACAACAAUGGUGGAGGCGCCUUCUUGAUACCUUAUGCGAUCAUGCUGGCCCUGGCUGGUUUGCCUCUGUUCUUCCUAGAGUGUUCACUGGGACAAUUUGCUAGCUUAAGUCCAGUUUCAAUUUGGAGGAUUCUUCCAUUGUUUCAAGGUGUGGGAAUUACGAUGGUCCUGAUAUCCAUUUUUGUGACGAUCUAUUACAAUGUCAUAAUUGCCUACAGUCUUUAUUACAUGUUUGCUUCUUUCCAAAGUGAACUGCCGUGGAAAAAUUGUUCAUCUUGGGCGGAUCAGAACUGUAGCAGGUCACCUAUAGUUACUCAUUGUAAUGUCAGUACAAAUACGGGGGAGAUCAUCCGAGUCAAUAGAAGCUGGAUAUACAACAACAGUUUAACCUGCAUCAAUGGAAGUGAAGCUUAUCAGCCAGGGCAACUUCCCAGUGAACAAUAUUGGAAUAAAGUGGCGCUGCAGCGGUCAAGUGGAAUGGAUGAGACUGGAGUAAUUGUGUGGUAUUUAGCACUUUGUCUUCUUCUGGCUUGGCUCAUAGUUGGAGCAGCGCUAUUUAAAGGAAUCAAGUCUUCUGGCAAGGUGGUAUAUUUUACAGCUAUUUUCCCCUAUGUUGUCCUACUCAUCCUGCUAAUCCGAGGUGCAACUCUGGAGGGUGCAUCAAAAGGCAUUUCAUACUAUAUUGGAGCACAGUCAAAUUUUACAAAACUUAGGGAAGCAGAGGUUUGGAAGGAUGCUGCCACUCAAAUAUUUUACUCCCUUUCAGUGGCUUGGGGUGGCUUAGUUGCUCUAUCAUCUUACAAUAAGUUCAAUAACAACUGCUUCUCAGAUGCUAUUGUAGUUUGUUUGACAAACUGCCUCACUAGUGUGUUUGCUGGAUUUGCUAUUUUUUCUAUACUGGGACACAUGGCUCAUAUAUCUGGAAAGGAAGUCUCUCAAGUCGUAAAAUCAGGUUUUGAUUUGGCAUUCAUUGCUUAUCCAGAAGCGCUAGCCCAACUCCCAGGUGGGCCAUUUUGGUCCAUAUUAUUUUUCUUCAUGCUUUUGACUUUGGGUCUCGACUCUCAGUUUGCAUCCAUUGAAACGAUUACAACAACGAUUCAAGAUUUAUUUCCCAAAUUGAUGAAGAAAAUGAGGGUUCCUAUAACUCUGGGGUGCUGCUUGGUUUUGUUUCUCCUUGGUCUCGUCUGUGUGACUCAGGCUGGAAUUUAUUGGGUUCAUUUGAUUGACCACUUCUGUGCUGGAUGGGGUAUUUUGAUUGCGGCUAUACUGGAAAUCAUAGGAAUCAUCUGGAUUUAUGGUGGGAACAGAUUCAUUGAAGAUAUAGAAAUGAUGAUUGGAGCAAAAAGGUGGAUAUUCUGGCUAUGGUGGAGAGCUUGCUGGUUUGUUAUUACUCCUCUUCUUCUGAUUGCAAUUUUGAUCUGGUCAUUGGUGAAAUUUCAUAGACCUGAUUAUGCCCAAAUUCCAUAUCCUGACUGGGGAGUUGCUCUAGGCUGGUGUAUGAUUAUUUUCUGCAUUAUUUGGAUUCCAAUUAUGGCCAUAGUAAAAAUAAUUCAAGCUGAAGGAAGUAUCUUUCAACGCUUUGUAAGCUGCUGCAGACCAGCUUCUAACUGGGGUCCAUACCUGGAACGACAUCGUGGGGAGAGAUAUAAAGACAUGGUAGACCCUAAAAAAGAGACUGACCAUGAAAUACCUACUGUUAGUGGCAGUAGAAAACCAGAAUGAGAUCUAAUUUAUAAAAAUAUGUGGUCAUACAAUGUGAUUAUUUUAGAACAGAGGAAAAUUUUAUUUAUUUAUAUGCUGGCCGAGUAGAAAAACGUCUAUACUAUAUUCAUGAUAGUAUAAACUUUUUUCCCAUUUAAGCAGGAAUGUAAUAUAAUGUGAAUCUACUACUAUUUAACAAUGUGAUUAUUAUAUUUCUUUUUAGAUUAUCUAUCUGUAUAACACACAGCUGUCUCUAUGUCACUUUUGUAAAUAUUAUAUUUUUCUAAUACGCUGAAGACGUUAUAUUGAGCCAGUGAUUUAGAAAACUGUUAUAUUUUCUAUUAUAUAAGUUUUAAAAUAUUAUUUGCUUUUAUUUUCUUAGUUUACAAACUGUCUUUUCCAUAAAGCUGGGGGAAAUAAAUCAGUAUAUUUAAAAGAAAGUGUUAAAAUUGAAGGCCUCGUUUAACUAGAAAUGUCAUACAUAUAUGAAAAAAUGGAUUGUGUAUAUGAGCACUGUAGUUUAAUACUUUUAAUCCAAAUAUAUAUAUAAAAUUUUCAUGUA
Molecule: messenger RNA, 2656 nt
Organism: Nyctereutes procyonoides (raccoon dog)
Lineage: Eukaryota; Metazoa; Chordata; Mammalia; Carnivora; Canidae
Gene: SLC6A14
Product: solute carrier family 6 member 14
Exons: 14
Coding region: 196-2115 (639 amino acids)
Biological process (GO): sodium ion transmembrane transport
Cellular component (GO): membrane
Molecular function (GO): L-proline transmembrane transporter activity
Source: RefSeq, a predicted model, not a curated record